AGCUACAACUGAGCAAACAUGGCCGACAUGAAUAUGAUGGGCAAGAUCACCUUUUACGAGGACAGGAACUUCAUGGGACGCUCCUAUGAGUGUAUGAAUGAUUGUUCCGACAUGUCCUCCUACAUGUCCCGCUGCCACUCCUUCAGGGUGGAGAGAGGUUGCUUCAUGGUCUACAACCGCACCAACUACAUGGGUAACCAGCACUUCAUGAAGAGGGGCGAGUACGCCGACUACAUGAGCAUGUUUAACUGGAGCGACUGCAUCAGGUCCUGUCGUAUGAUCCCCAUGCACAGAGGAAGCUACAGGAUGAGGAUCUACGAGAAGGAGAACUUCGGUGGCCAGAUGCAUGAGAUGAUGGAUGACUGUGACAACAUCAUGGAUCGUUACCGCAUGAACAACUUCAUGUCCUGCAACGUGAUGGACGGUCACUGGCUGAUGUACGAGCAGCCCAACUACGGAGGCAGAAUGUCGUACAGAGGAAGCUACAGGAUGAGGAUCUACGAGAGGGACAACUUCGGUGGCCAGAUGCAUGAGAUGAUGGACGACUGUGACAACAUCAUGGAUCGUUACCGCAUGAACAACUGCAUGUCCUGCAACGUGAUGGACGGCCACUGGCUGAUGUAUGAGCAGCCCAACUACAGAGGCAGAAUGACGUACAUGAGGCCUGGCGAGUACAGGAACUUCCACCAGAUGAUGGGAGGCAUGGGAGGCAUGGGCAACAUGAGGUUCAUGAGCAUGAGGCGCAUCAAUGACUCUUUCUACUAGACAAUGUUUUAACUGUGCUGA
This is a messenger RNA of Hypomesus transpacificus, 786 nucleotides long. Its product is annotated as gamma-crystallin M2-like. The record is from RefSeq and is a predicted model, not a curated record. Gene Ontology annotation, molecular function: structural constituent of eye lens. The coding region runs from base 19 to 765 and encodes 248 amino acids. Gene Ontology annotation, biological process: visual perception; lens development in camera-type eye. Lineage: Eukaryota; Metazoa; Chordata; Actinopteri; Osmeriformes; Osmeridae. The transcript has 4 exons.